AAAGAAGAAAGAACAGACACCAGCGAGAAUUCUUCGUGUCCGCCAUGAUGGAUUCGACGUUGUAGUUUUGUUUAUUUAUUGACGAUGUUGCGGCGCAAAGUGGUUGAUAGAAUCCUUAUUCCUCGCCAUUUUUGAAAUUGUCAUGUGUCCGUGAGUAAAAAUACUUUACUUUAUUCAUAUUGGCGUGACACCCGACGGAGUCAACGGGGUUAAAAUCCGUCUGGGACGGAUGAUCAUUGAUCCGCUGUGUUGCAGAGGAACCGCCGUGUCACUGUCCCGCAACAUUUCACCAGGAACUACGCAAUGACACCAAAUUUGCGGUCUAUUUGUCACGGGGAUUUGCACAUUGUCUUUGAAAUACCAAUUAUACGACUUUACUUAUGUCAUCCAGUGGAAGAGAAGGAAACUACUUGUUGAUGAUACGUCGAAAAUAAACAGUUUACCGAGACCAUUGUCGUCCAUUACUUUGCAAAGUAACAGGGAGUCACUCAAGAGUCAGAGCACUUUGAAGUUGAACUGAACUUUUUGAAGGGGAACGGGCAGACAAAGCUGCCACCAUGUCUAGCAAUUCCACCAAAAAGAAUGACAAGAUCAUUCUACGAUUGAUCCACCCUAUGAACGGUAACAGCAAGGAGUUUACAUUCACACCAAAUGAUUCAGCUUCUGAUGUAGCACAAUUUGUAUUUGAGAACUGGCCACAAGAGUGGGAAAGUGACCGUGUAUCGUCUGCCUCUAUUCUUCGUCUCAUAUACCAAGGCAGAUUUAUUCAUGGAAACGUCACUCUAGGAGCCUUGCAACUUCCAGCAGGCAAGAUUACCGUCAUGCAUCUGAUGGCUAGAGAAACCUUACCAGAGCCUAACUCACAAGGUCAAAGGAAUCGAGGCAAGACGGAAGAAAGUAACUGCUGUGUACUUGUGUGAUGAUGUCCCCCUCACCCCAUAUUCCUCCAUCGUCCUUAUUCUCAUUUUCUUUCUCGGCUGUCAAUCUUCUUCUGAGGGAUUCAGAAGGAGUCCUGACCUUUGACCUCUCCUUUAAUUGACAAAACAUCAGUGAUGGUGUCAACAGAGCUAUUCCCCUGGUGUCUGACUGUCAGUCUACAUGUACAUGCUAAGAAUCUUCAAGACACCAGCUCACUCUGUCUUCUUAUUAUAGCUUCCUCAGCUAAGUCAUCGAUCCUCAACAAUCAUCACAGUUCCCUCGUCAUUGUUAUCUUCAUUCCAUCAAGACUUCAAGGUGGAGUUGGAAAUUUCUUAUUUUUUUUUUCUUAAUUUUUAUUUUUUUUAUUUUAAGAAUUAAAAUGAAAAUGUAUUGGGACCAGAAAAGGGAGAUUCUUAAUUUGCAAUUUCGGCCAGUAUACUUGGACUUAACAAGCAGGCACAUUUGUGUUAUUUGCAUAUGGUCAUGAUUGAUGGUAGAUGACAUGAAUUGUAUGGAUUAUCACAAUGAAUGGAUCAUAAAUGACCAUAAUGAAACAAACAUUUUAUUUACAAGUUCCAAUUAGGGCGAUUCACAAUGCAGAGCGCCACCAAUAGUUUGCCACGGAGAGUUCAUUUUUCCCAGUGCAUUGUGGGAGAUGGUCAACAAAUUCGCAG
Patiria miniata (bat star) is the source of this 1592-nucleotide messenger RNA. It is a transcript of the gene ubl3, whose product is annotated as ubiquitin-like protein 3. The coding region runs from base 558 to 920 and encodes 120 amino acids. Lineage: Eukaryota; Metazoa; Echinodermata; Asteroidea; Valvatida; Asterinidae. The transcript has 5 exons. The record is from RefSeq and is a predicted model, not a curated record.